UUUUCCAGUUCUGGCCGACUGUUUACUAUCGACUGGAAAGAUUUGCAUGUAAAACAAAUAAAAGUGUAGCUACUAUUGGCGUUAAAGCUCCUGUCUCCACAUACCACAAUAUUAAUUUAUAAAAAAAUUAACAAUAUGAGCUCCGCCGCGGUAUCUGCUGCUAUUCAAAGCACAGCUGGAGCAGUACCCAUCCGAAAUGAAAAAGGUGAGAUUUCUAUGCAGAAAGUUAAGGUGCAGCGCUACGUGUCAGGCAAGCGUCCAGAUUAUGCUCUUGGAGGAACAAGUUCUGAUGAAUCCGACUUGGAGGACUUCAUAGACCACCGCAAACGUGCUGCUCAGGCCCAACUUGAACGACGCUCACAACGAGAUCAUGCAACGGAAGAAAUUGAAGCUAAGGCUCCAUCAGGCGACGAGGCUGAAGUCGAUGAUCCGCGUUUGAGGCGCCUACGUAUACGUCCCGAAGAUCAGGAAGAAUUGGAAAGAGAACGACGUGAAAGACAUAGACAUAUUCACGAACCAGAAAUAGUUGAGUCUGAAUCCGAGGAAAGUGAACCAGAAGUAGCCACCGGAAAUGCAACAAAUAAAAUAACCCUAGCAUCUGAAUCAGAUUCGGAUUCUGAAUUAAGUGAGGAGGAAUUGGAAAAUCGGCGCGUUAGGCUACGACAUCGAAUGCUGCAGCAGCAAAAGGAAGAAGAGAUUUUGCAAAAAGAAGAAGAAAGGCAGUCUGAGUCCUCUGAAACUGAAAGUUCUGAAUAUGAAGAUGAGACAGAGAGCGAAGAAGAUAACGAACCCCGCCUUAAACCUCUCUUUGUUCGUAAACGUGAACGCGCCACUAUUCAGGAAAAGGAACGAGAAGCGCAAAAACAAAAGCAGUUAGAAGUAGAAGCCAAAAGGGCAGCUAAAGACCGAAGACGCGCUACUCUACGUCUCGUAGAGGAGAGUGUUAAAAAGGAUCUGGAAAAGUCCAAGCCUGACACUGCUGAAGCCAGUAUCGAGGAUGUUUGUACUGAUGAUGAAAACGAUGAAGUUGAAUACGAAGCUUGGAAAUUACGUGAAUUAAAACGAGUGAAGCGUGAUCGGGAAGAGCGUGAGAACGCCGAACGAGAUAAACAAGAUAUUGAUCAUAUGCGUAACUUGACCGAAGAAGAACGUCGUCAAGAGCUGCGUAACAAUCCUAAAAUUAUCACUAACAAAGCUGCCAAAGGAAAGUAUAAGUUUUUGCAGAAAUACUAUCAUCGCGGUGCUUUCUAUUUGAACGAGGAAAGUGAGGUCCUAAAGCGUGACUUCGCGCAGGCCACACUGGAAGAUCAUUUCGACAAGACGAUUUUGCCAAAGGUUAUGCAAGUAAAGAACUUCGGCCGAUGUGGUCGUACAAAGUACACACACUUGGUAGACCAAGAUACAACCAAGUUCGACUCUCCUUGGUACGCUGAAACUUCGAACAACAUAAAAUUUCACAAUGAGAAGGCUGGUGGCAUGAAGCAAGUGUUUGAUCGGCCCUCCUUGUCAAAACGCAAGAAGAUGGAAUAGAGAUUUCGUACGAGGAAUAUUUCUGCCGGAGGUGUACAGUUUGCUAUAUAAGCCUUAGAUCUAGA
This is a messenger RNA of Rhagoletis zephyria (snowberry fruit fly), 1595 nucleotides long. It is a transcript of the gene Mfap1, whose product is annotated as Microfibril-associated protein 1. The record is from RefSeq and is a predicted model, not a curated record. Lineage: Eukaryota; Metazoa; Arthropoda; Insecta; Diptera; Tephritidae.